AAGACCGUGAGAAUUUCAUUCAAGGGAUUAAAAUCAGGGGCAUUCAAUUGAGAACUUGAGGUACACAACUCGUCUCAUAUAUUCAAAGGCAACACAAAUAUAUGAACUCUAAAUGCCCCUGGAAUUUCAGCAACGCUCAAGAGAUCGAUAAAUUGAUUGUCAUGAAGCCCUGUCGAGACAUUCUAAGCACACUCAACGGCUUCAAAUGCCUUCUCAUUCCGAUUCCGUGCCAGUUACCUUUCCCAGCGCUCGCGGAAGAGUCUCUACUCGCGCAUAAAAUGGUUUCAGUGUCUCUCGUAGAAAUUCUUUGCCUCACUUCUGCAAUCCACACAGUGAUUGCAUCACAUCUCUUCCGCAACAACACAGAGAGCGCAGAAUUGGUGUCCAAUUACGACUCCAGUCUCUCUCUUCCGGACAUUCUGCCCGUGCGGAUAAAGCAGUAUGACAAGAAUCGCGCCCCGAAGCUUCUCGGACAGCCAACUGUGGUCUACUUCCACGUGACUGUCCUCUCACUGGACUCAAUCAACGAGGAAUCAAUGACGUACGUCACGGACAUCUUCCUGGCACAGAGCUGGCGAGAUCCCAGACUGCGAUUGCCGGAGAACAUGAGCGAAGAGUACAGAAUCCUCGAUGUGGACUGGCUGCAGAGCAUCUGGCGUCCAGAUUGCUUCUUCAAGAACGCCAAGAAGGUCACUUUCCACGAAAUGAGCAUCCCCAAUCACUACUUGUGGCUCUAUCACGACAAGACGCUGCUGUACAUGUCCAAGCUCACGCUCGUCCUCUCCUGUGCCAUGAAAUUCGAAUCCUACCCGCACGACACGCAGAUCUGCUCCAUGAUGAUCGAGAGCUUGUCUCACACUGUCCAGGAUCUUGUCUUCAUUUGGAACAUGACAGAUCCACUCGUCGUCAACUCAGAGAUUGAGCUUCCUCAGCUGGACAUUGCGCAAAACUACACCACAGACUGCACCAUUGAGUACUCGACUGGGAACUUCACCUGCCUGGCGGUCGUCUUCAACCUGCGCCGGCGCCUCGGCUACCACCUCUUCCACACCUACAUCCCCUCAGCGCUGAUCGUGGUCAUGUCCUGGAUCUCCUUCUGGAUCAAGCCAGAAGCCAUUCCCGCGCGCGUCACGCUCGGCGUCACGAGUCUCCUCACUCUGGCGACACAGAACACGCAGUCGCAGCAAUCGCUUCCGCCCGUGUCGUACGUGAAAGCCAUCGACGUGUGGAUGUCCUCGUGCUCCGUCUUCGUCUUCCUCUCGCUCAUGCAGUUCGCCGUGGUCAACAACUACAUGGGCCCAAUCGCCACGAAGGCCAUGAAGGGCUACUCGGACGAAGAUCUCACGGACAUGGAAGAGUACAAGGUAUUCUCAGUGCUGCACUCCACGGCAGAAUCCUCUAAUCUUGACCCUUUUCCUCCACAGAACGGAAAACCCCGACCCAGCAUGACUUUGCCACAGUACGAAACCUUUUGCUACGGACGCGAAACUGCCAUUUACAUCGACAAGUUCUCGAGAUUCUUCUUCCCAUUCUGCUUUUGCAUCCUCAACAUCGUCUAUUGGUCGACUUUCAUGUGAAGAUGCCUUUUUGUCUAAUAAAUUCACUGACUAAUUAUUUUCCCCGCAAGUUUUCAUAUCGAAAUUCCCUG
Messenger RNA from Phlebotomus argentipes, 1648 nucleotides. It is a transcript of the gene HisCl1, whose product is annotated as glycine receptor subunit alpha-2. Gene Ontology annotation, molecular function: chloride channel activity; extracellular ligand-gated monoatomic ion channel activity; transmembrane signaling receptor activity. Gene Ontology annotation, cellular component: neuron projection; membrane; synapse. The coding region runs from base 102 to 1577 and encodes 491 amino acids. The record is from RefSeq and is a predicted model, not a curated record. NCBI's taxonomy places the organism in Eukaryota, Metazoa, Arthropoda, Insecta, Diptera, Psychodidae. The transcript is spliced from 4 exons. Gene Ontology annotation, biological process: nervous system process; chemical synaptic transmission; chloride transmembrane transport.